Molecule: messenger RNA, 1519 nt
Organism: Vollenhovia emeryi
Lineage: Eukaryota; Metazoa; Arthropoda; Insecta; Hymenoptera; Formicidae
Product: putative nuclease HARBI1
Exons: 5
Coding region: 711-1463 (250 amino acids)
Source: RefSeq, a predicted model, not a curated record
GGGCGCGGAACAUACUGGCUGCGUUCGGGGAGACGCUAUUAGCGCUAUGAGUAGCUAAUGCUAAAAUGGCCGUUCGAGGAACAAUUGUGGCGCUCACGGUGGCAAGCUCCCCGAACGACUUUCAUAACAUUGUAAGCGCGUAUUAUACGAAAAGGUAAGUUGCACUUAUGUUACAAAGUACAAGUUUAACACGGACUUAACCGAUAUUUUCUUAAUGAAGAUCUCUGAUAAACGGGUUCGCAAUGUAGCUGUGAUCUGUCAUAUCAAAGACAUUGAAAAAAGAGCUUUCAUAGAGUGUUUUAUUUAAAGGUUAUUAAAAAAUGUUAAUUAAUAAUUGCCAGCUAUUCUUUCCAAUGUAGCGAAUUAUUAACGUAAGAAUAUCCCAGUACUUUUUACCGUUUCCUUCUCAAUGAAAUGUUUUCUUUUGCAGAGGUACAUUUGCUCUUUCAGUGUGACUUUUUUACAUCUUUACAAACGUCUACAGUUCGAUACGUGUAUUACGGACACCCUGGGGGAGUCCCGUCUGGGCCGUUGAACGGUUCACACGUCUUCCGACGGAAGAUAAAAAUUUUUGAUCUUGCGGGAUUGCAUCAUCCAAUAGGAAUUGCAUCAUCCCGCGCGAGGUUCGGUAGUUGGGCCUCUGCAUUGUGUGACAUUAAAAACGCGAUAAAGAAGAAGAAGAAGAAGACGGACACCCUGGCUCGAACAACAUGGAGGACAAUCUUAUUGACCCGGCACCGCAACGGAUUGCAAUUUUGAAUGGAAUCACAAUGAUUUUGAUGGAGCUUCUUGAUUUUUCAUCAUCAGAAAGUGAAGAAGAAGAAGAAGAAUUAGAACAUGUUUUGCAUAUAGUGGAAAAAAGAAAGAAGUUACCAAGAUUGGAAAAUUACGUAGAGAACGUUGUGCCUGCUUACAGUGAUCUACAAUUCAAGUCACAUUUUAGAAUAUCUAGAGGUACAUUUGAGUUUAUACUUAACAUUAUCGCCCCGAGAUUAAAGAGAACAUGUUGGGGAAUGUCAAUGAUAUCUCCUGAGAAACAAUUUCUUAUUGCAGUAUGGCGUAUGGCAACUCCUGAUUCUUAUAGAUCUAUAUGUGAGAAGUUUAAUGUAAGUCGAGCUACUGCUCUCAGUGCCACACGGAGAGUAGUAAGAUCUCUAUAUCAUUUGGCACCAACUGUUAUCAAAUGGCCAUCAGGCAACAAUGUCCGUGAAGUUUGGACCGGAUUUGAAGCUACGAGUAGUUUCCCGAAAGUUAUUGGCGCUAUAGAUGGAACUCGUAUAAAUAUUCCAGCCCCUUGUGUUGAACCAGCAUCAUAUGUGAAUCGUAAAGGACACCAUUCUAUUCAACUGCAGGCAGUGUGUAACCAUAAAACACACUUCACACAUUGCUUUGUAGGCCAUCCAGGGUCUGUGCAUGACCAACGAGUAUUCCGAUUAAAUUAUCAGAAGUGCACGAAUGGUUAGGGAAUCCUGAAAAAUUUCCCGAUGAUUGUCACAUCCUUGGAGAUGCUGCAUAUAAA